Molecule: messenger RNA, 8293 nt
Organism: Notodromas monacha
Lineage: Eukaryota; Metazoa; Arthropoda; Ostracoda; Podocopida; Cyprididae
Source: the annotation of a GenBank genome assembly
AGGAAUCCAGAAGCGUGAAAUGUGUUGAGUGAAAUCAUUAUUCAAAUUUUCAGACUUUCCCGGCGAAGCUUAAAAAUGACGUGAGCGUGAAGAACCAGACGGGAUGCUCGUUUUUCUUGCUGUUUGCGUCCUGCUCGUUUAUCUAUGUUAUCGGAGCCUUUGUUGGAUUCUACCACUUGCCUUACGAUGGUAUUGCAAACACAACGAGCUUCCCGAAGUCUGUAUUGGCAAGUUCAAUGUCUUCAGUUUCGCUUUCAUCAACAUACGAGUGGUGAAAGAUGGCAUGGUAAUUCAUGUCGACAAAAUCAAGUUCACAAGUAGCUUCUUUUCUCGUGAUGUCACCCGGCCAGUGCACAUCAUCUGCCACGACAUUCGGAUUGAACGUGACAUCCAAAAGAAGAAAUCGAAGAUUAAUUAUGAUGAAAUCGCCAUGUCUCCUAAGAUUUUUUCUAUGAUCCAGUUCGUGGGUAUCGAAGUUUUGCAUGCAGAUGUAUUUCUGAGGGAUUCAGCCAGUCUCGUUAUGGCAACAGUUGAACGAAUCGCAUUGAACGGCACCUUGAAUACCCCGUGCUCCGGAUCAGUGCAGUUGAUUAUUUCUUCUUUGGCGAUCAGACUUCAUUCCCGUGGCAACUCGGACUCAUGUUUAGCGCAGAUCAGUGGGAACAUAAUCUCCGACAUGCAGUUCGUCAGUGACGCUAGUUUUCGAUUUUCUGAUAUCAGCUGUGUCGUGGAAAAUCCCGACGUCACCAUAUGGGAUCCACGAGGGAUUUUUGGUUGUACGAAACAAAGGGAGGGUUUUGGUGGUACGAGCAAGGUAUCCUGGCUUCCGGACAACUUCGACUUCUGCGUACGGGACGUGAACGGACGAAUCAAGGAUGCGAAAAGUUUUUCCAUUCGACAAUGUUCUGUGAAGUGGACCAACCUUGCGAAUUUGAUUGCCAGCACCGAAGGAGAGGACCUUUUUGAACUAACACUAGAAAUCCUCGCAGUUACCGUUGAAUCUGGAUCGCGAGAGAAACUGUUCUUUUUGGAGUCAUUGACACAAAAACUGAUCAUAUCCUCGGGGUUCGAAGAAAUCGAUGCCGCUGUAGAUCUCCGAAGCUGCUACGCUUCAUUUGACCUAUCAAUGCUUCCUCAGUUGGAGAACAGUGAAUCGGAUGGAAAUAUGCUGAACAAUUUUGGGAGAACUUGCAGAAUGAAACUUGCAUUAGAUGUCAGAGACUUCAGUGUAUUCGUUGAACCACGACCUGCAAGUAUAUCGCAGUUCCUCUCCUGUUCGCAAAUACGCAUGAGUGGAAAUUUCGAAGGAAACGACGGAAAUUUUUACGAAGACGUCAGCGGUGAAUUACUUGUUGAAGAUUUGUCCUGUUCCUUGUCGAGAAAAAGGGACCAGCAACUUACGUCACGUUCAAGCCAUCACUGGGGAAAUAUUUUUGGCGUCGGUGUUACCAUGAUAACUUUUCGCUUCCUAGAAAAGAUCUUGACCGUUCAAGCAGUAUUAGAUCGUGUGCAAGGCGAAUGGAGUGAUGAUUUGAAGGAAUUCUUGGUGGAUUGCUCGUCGGAAGUUGUGAGGAAGAACUUCGGGAGCAGACCUGGGAAGCGAAAUUUCAUCUCGUCCGUUGUCCUUCAAGUCAACUGCAAACUUGUUGAUGUGUUCAUGGUCACCAAAGAUGGAUUUUGCUUGCGUCACCGAGUUGACCAGAUCAUACUUGAUACCGAGGAAAAUGAUCAAAAAUUGCUUCAUCUCCGUGGCUUCAAGAUCAUGACGCUCUUUGCAUCCGAUGUGAAGAAAGUGAAAUUGGAUGAUAUCCAUCAUACUUCACUCAUCUUAAAAGUUGCGGACGUGAAGUAUUGGUGGCGGAAGCCCUCGCCGAUGCGGACGGAAAUGCGUAUUGCGAUUGAUGGAAGACUUCACCUCAGAUGGGAAACCAGGAUACACCUAGCAUAUUUUCAUGUUUGGGAAGCACUGAAUGACAGUAAUUUUCUUGGUUUUCAUCGCAAAUCGAAUGUUGCGAAUGUACUGGCAAUUCGUCCUGUGAUAUCUGCAAGUUUUUGCGGAGCGUUGGAUUUUGAAAUCCUCUUAAAUCCUGACCGCGUGUUUUCGCUUCAUACGGGACAAGUGGAGAUGUCCAAUGAGUGGAACAAUCCGAAGAAAGGCGUGAGAUUUGAAACGGACAGAAUCAGCGUCGGGUUCGAUUCCCAUCUCGACAUUUUUACAGUACAAAAAAUUUCUGUUGAGUCGUUUCCAGUGGAAGGGGAUUACAGUGGGAUGCGAAGCGAUUGGGAGGAAUUGAUGAGGAGGAAAAAUAGAGCUUGGAAGUGGACUAUAGCCUCAUUCGCCUACAAAUUGCCGUACAAGUACAAUUUUGCGCAAGCUUUCAAUAAUGAAUUGAUGGCCGUGAGGAAGUGGCUGAAAAAUUUACAUGGGUGGAGCUCAGAGCCAUUCAAGAAAGAUUCACGGUUGCCAGCAGACUUCAUGAUUUCCAUCGGAAAAUUCUCUUUCGAACUCAGUGAUGAUCCAUUCGAGACGAAGCUUUGGGAAAAUUACUCGUUGAUGGAAGAUGAAUCUAUUGAGCGAGACCGGAGGGAAGAAGCACUGACGCGGGAAAUCAAGAAACUUUUCGCUGAUCAACUCGACUUUGAUGCCCGUCUGAAAGAAUGUCGACAGAAACUGACUGAAAAAGACUCCGAAAUUUACAUCGUGCGUUCUAAGAAAUUGCAUAGCAACGCCGAUAAAAAUUCGGCAAAGCUUUUCACCUGGAUAGUGACAGACGUGACAAUAGUAGCCCUUGCGGAUCCGAGUUUUCACGGGGAAGAAAAUUGCCUGAGGGUGUUGCGAGAGCUGGAUGAAAGCGGAGCGAAUUUACCUGAUGACGUCAAGUUUUGCAUACUUUGGUGUCGCGCGGUUAUGAUGACCGGGAAAGAAUUCGUUCUGCGUUUGCGGGACUACCCUCAGACUCUAAUUGAUCUGAGAAAUUUUAAUUUCUGGGGGAAAUUAGUGGGAGCGGAGCAAAUACCCACCUUGAGAGCUAUUCGAACGUCAGAAGUACACAUCAAGAAACCGUGGAAAAGCGCUGAAGUCGAAAGAGGAAUGAUGCCGCUGAAAUUCUAUCACGGACUGGAGAUGGACAUCGGCUUUUUCCAAAUCGCUUAUGGGCCAUGUUGGGAACCUGCCUUAGCCCAGUACAACCUAUCCCUUGAAAAUGUUUUCGCACCGUCAAUUGAUCCUAGUCCACCUUUGCCGUUUUGGGACAAAAUACGAAUCAAGUAUCACGGAUCUGUCUUGGCUCGUGUUCAGAAGCUGACUCUUCUUCUGCAUGCAUCGUUGGAUCCGUAUAAUACUACAGAAGAAAUGGCGUUGCAUUGGACAAAUCUUGUGUUUGACUGGAGAAAUGCCAAGUUUACAUUUGUUGGCGAUCUGGAAGUGUCGGUUCGCACUGCAUCGAAGUACGACGAUUGCCGCCUUCUGCAUGUUCCUAAUGCCAAGUUGGUCAUCAAGUUGAACUGGAAAUGUGCGCUAGGAAACGCGGAUGAUCAUCAUUCUGUCUCUCCCUGUUCGCCGCAUCGACUACCCGAGUAUUCUUCGAAUGUUGUUCACGAUUCUUACCGGGCUUUCAGAUCUGACAAUCUUGAUCUAAACGUGAGUCUCGACACACGUGCCUUUGCAGGCAGUAAGCGAGACGAGAAAGAAGAAGCUAGUGUGCUAUUCUUCGCAUCUACUUGUCGUUGGUUUGAGAACCUCAAGUUCAUCUUGUCAGGCGUGAGCCGUCCUAUAAGGAAAGGAAGACUGUUCAACAAUCUUCGCCCUCGUAAAAUCCCGCUGAGUCGACAUUACAGACGAGUGUCCUUCUCGAUUUCAUUGGAUAAAAUCAGAGUCAGUUACUGGAUGUCAGCUGCCAGGCAGAAAGGAAUGCAGCUUUUUGGCGGCCCUCUGACGAUGAGCUCUACCCAUUUGCUGACUUUGUUACCGGUGAAAGAUGGUCUGAAACACAGACCAAUUGCGAGUUGGUCAAUCUUGGCCAUGACGUGUAGUUUAAUGGAUGCAGAGAUUUGGCUAAUGAGUGCGUUGAGUCCGGAAGAUCUUCCGUCGUCAUCGUCCUCAUCUUCAGACGAAACCCUGUCAAAUGGCAAGGAAACGCCACCUCAUACUACUCCCGAAGCUCAAAAAGUCGAGGAACGCACGAUACCGUCGGUUCCGAGAGUUGAGAAGCGGUUCUUCCUGAGCCUGGCCCGAACAGAAUAUGUCCGAGACGGCGAUGAUGACUCAACUACGGCGACGCGCUCCUCGGGUCAGCGAAACAAUAAAGCCAUCGGGGAGCCAAUGCACAAGCUUGUUGCCGUGGAUUUGAGAGGAGCGUGGACUACUUGGAACAAGGAUGUCGUGAUGUCGGUCGUAGAUGGAUGGCGGAAGUCGCAGGCUUUGAGGAAAAACUUGAGCCGUGACGUUUUCAAAGCUGUAACGCUGAACGAGCAGCAGGAACCUGUUGGAACGCUUCCUCCAAAAAAUCAACAAGACAAGCUAGCCAGAGUACACUCAGAACAUGUGCCUGACCCAACGAUGCUUCAGAAGUUGAUUGCUGAUAUAGAAAAUUCGGUUGCUGUGUGUGAGGAUAUCGAAAAAGAUGCUGCUUCUGAGGAACCACUGCACGGCCAAACCGCAUGCGUUACGGACGAUGUUGUAUCGCAGCGCUGGAAUAUUGAGUUGGUAAAUAGUCAAGUACUACUACGAGGGUGCGAGUCACACGGCUAUAUGAUAGUUUGCGCCGCCAAAGCUUUGAUUGUGGGUCGAGAGCAUCAUCCGGUUUGGAGAGACAAAUGUUUAGUGUCGAAAACAACGUGGAUCGGAUCAUUUGACGGCCUCCAGUAUUACGCUACUGUCAGCGCUCAGCGGCAGUCGGCAAAAUUUUCAGAUAUUCUGUGGCUAAGCAGAGAGAAUAUUGACGCCCGUGACGCUACGGUUAUAUCAGAACUUCCCGACUUGCCAGAAAUGGUUGGUUCUGGCCAUUCUGUGGGGGGAGUGGUGUCAACUGUUGUUGGAACGAGUGCAGUAGAGCCGGAUGAUGGAAAUUUCGACAUAGAGCUGCAACGAAUUGUAUCUCGUUGUAAAUGCGAAUGCUUCUACGUAUCGUACGGUGACGUGAGCAUGGAGCCUGGGGAAUUGAAGCAUGUUCCCCCACCGCCUGCUGCUGAUCUUGAUAUUUGGAACUCAAACCAGGAUCCGUUUGAUGCCGUUACCCUCAAGCAUCACAAGUUGCAUGUUUCUACCAAUCCUCUUCAGUAUGCCAUGAUUUUGGACAUCGUGAACAACUUGGUGAUGCAAGCACAGCCGAGGAAGAAGGAGAUCAACGAACGGCUUCAAACGUUGCGAUUUGAAACACAGCUGCAUUCGGUGGCCGAUCAAAGGAAGCCCAUCCUGAAGCUACAAAACGAUGUACGUGAAUCGGUGACUGUGUUGCGCCACCUCGAACGAGAAAUUUAUCUCGUUCAAAAAGAGUUGGAUGAGGAAGGGGAUGAUAAGGUGCAGGGAAGACUUCUGGAUAAGAUGAAGAAUUUGAAUGCCCAAGCUGGCGUGUUGAAAGAAAAGUUGUACGCUGAAAGCGAGGAGCUUAACUUGAAGCUAAGUGUUUACAAUGAGACUCAGAUCGUUGCACACAACAGUAUCCGAAGACGAUGGCUCAUGUCUCAGGGUGACAACUGGGCGAACGGGGCAGCGAGGCAUGCAGGGUUGACGAGAUCUUAUGAGUUGUGCUUUACUGAAGCGCAAUGGAGGCUGACAGAGUCUGACGGGCAAAUUGGGAUAGCGGAUUUGGUGCUACGAAAUUUCUUGUACAAGAAGGUUACGAAGAUAGACGAAUCAACGGAACAUUUAGCUGAGUUGGGGUACAUUGCGGUAAAGAACUUGAUCCCGAACGAUGUGUACACGGAUCUUCUGCGUCUGACUGAAAUUCAAUCGAAUAUGCCUAUGCCUAGACAGCAACGAGCGAUGCGUGUGUUCUGUCGAGACAGAUUGCCAGUUGGUGGCAUUGCUAUCAAGGAGCACUUUGAGAUCAAUUUAGCUCCUCUAAAUAUAGCGUUGACGCAGCAGUUUUACAAGAAACUUAUGAAAUUUCUUUAUCCUGGGAAAGACCCCGACACGUUGGAUGACGAAAACGUUUCUGCCUCUUCAACAUCUCUAUCCGGUUCUCGUUCUCGAAAGCAAGCGAAAAACAAGCAAAAAUCUAAAACGGCCUUUUACGUCGCCAUUCCAAAUGACGUCGAGAAAAUGAAACAGCGCGCGGAGAAGAACAUGAUGUUUGUGUAUGUUAAAACAACUGAAUUACCCAUCAGACUGAGCUAUAAGGGCGAGAAUAAGUUAUAUAACUGUGAGGACUUACGUGUCACCGUACCCGUGAUGGAAGUGCACAACAUGACUUGGACAUGGCUUGACUUCCUCUUGGCUGUGAAAGACCACUCCAAAAUGGCGUUUGUUACCCAGUUUUUCAAACAAAAAAUCAAACCGAGAGGGCUGAAUUCAGCUGGCAGUGUGGCUGACAUAGGUUCUGAAGGAGAGAGCCGAGUUGAGGAAGAGGAAAUUCGGAAAGUGCAGCGUGACUGGAUGAUGUUAUCUUCCACUGCUAGCAAAAUGUCUCAACCCGACAGUGACGAUUGGUCGGAUUUUUGGCUGUUCCGCUUGACGGUCAAUUUAUUCGGCUACGCGACGGUCUUAUUGCCAGGUUACUUGCUGGUUGUCUAUGCAAGGAAGCAAUCGCAGCUUAACCGGCUCGACAAUGUUGGAUAUUUUUCCAAGUUUCUCGUUCUGCUCGUACGUGGAGCUGAACCGGAUGCUGAAACAACCAUGCACGCUGCAAAAACCGAGAGGCUGAAAGAGCAACGCUCUACUUUUGGAAAUCUCGUUGUUCUCCUCCAAUGCUUCUUUGGAUUGCAGAUCUCGUACCUGACUUGGGGAUAUCUUCAAGAAAUGAUGAUGACUCAGGAGUAUACGAAUGGACCCCAUUCUAAAAAAUUUGGUGAUUCCCAGUUUCUGGUGUUCGUGAAUCGUAUCUUGGCAUUUACGAUUUCCGGGAUUUACAUUUUGAACACGCAUCAGCCAAAACACACCGCCCCACUUUAUAAGUAUUCCUAUUGUGCCCUGUCGAACAUAUUGAGCUCCUGGUGCCAGUAUGAAGCGCUCAAAUACGUCAGCUUUCCAGUGCAGGUCUUGACCAAAGCUUCAAAGGUGCUGCCGGUAAUGCUAAUGGGAAAAUUGGUAUCGAAGAAAUCGUACGAAAAUUACGAAUAUUUCACUGCGGGAAUGAUCUGCGUUGGAAUGACUUUGUUCUUGAUGAAUUCUGAAGACGAUUCAAAAGGCUCUUCUGUCACAACGAUGUCGGGGUAUAUAAUUUUAAUCGGAUACAUGGCGUUUGAUAGUUUUACAUCCAAUUGGCAAGGAGCACUGUUCAAGACUUACGGAAUGUCGUCAGUUCAGAUGAUGUGCGGUGUAAAUUUCGUCUCCUGCAUCCUGACUUCGGUAUCACUAUUGCAACAAGGAGGCUUUCUUGACUCGUUCAGUUUCAUGUUCGAGUUCCCAACGUUCGCUGUUCACUGCUUCAUCUUAUCGAUGUGUUCAGCUGUGGGUCAGCUAUUUAUUUAUUAUACCAUAGCUCAAUUCGGACCGGUGGUAUUUGUGAUUAUUAUGACUGUUCGUCAGGCCCUCGCGAUCGUAAUCUCAACCCUGGCAUAUCAGCAUGAUCUAGGAGCGUGGAGUGUGUUCGGAGUUCUCAUGGUUUUUGCGGCAAUCGGUCUAAGAAUCUACUGUUCCCAAAGACUAAAGGUUGUCAGGCAACGUAAACAAGAAACGAAAUCGGAAUUGCCAACUUGUAUACCAAACAUCAUGGGUCGCGAAAUGCGGUCGUCGCUGCCGUUUCAGGUGAGCCUCUGGAGUGGUGGAUGGUGCUCAACGCUGUGGUUUGCUUGCCAGGCCGGGCUUUUAUUCCACAAGCGGUUCAACAUGCGACUGCCGUAUGAAGUCGCGAGUGUUUUUGUGCCAGAAUGUCUUCUUCUCCUGUUCCUUGUCCCUCUUGAAACGAGCCGCCUCUCUUUGGCCAAGCGCGGGAAUCUUACAGUUCGACCGGAUGUGGUGAUCGUGUCGAUUAUUCUCACGCUUCCGUGGAUGGCGGGGCUCCUGUAUUUCAUGUUCUGGCAGGCGUAUGUAUUGAGAGUUGAAUCCGUUCUGAGCGCUGUGGCGCUUGGGUUUACUACGGCCCAGAUGUGCCUCGGAAUCGCUGCCGUUGUGGGGUUUCAUCGAAGUUCUUGA